Molecule: messenger RNA, 3231 nt
Organism: Thelazia callipaeda (thelaziosis nematode)
Lineage: Eukaryota; Metazoa; Nematoda; Chromadorea; Rhabditida; Thelaziidae
Source: the annotation of a GenBank genome assembly
UUGUUUUCAGCAAUUUUCAACAAUAGUUGCGCAAGGGGUGAAAUAUGUAUUGGUGGGACAGUUUGUAAUCCAAAGGUCAAAAUAUGCCUUUGUCCGGCUGGCACAUUCAUUAACCUCACUAGUUUUUCUUGCACUCCUAUCAGUUUUUCACUAAGACCAUUUCAACCGGUGGAUUUGAGCAGAUAUUCGCAAGAUGGACACAACAAUAAUGUAGUGCUCGAAGGAAACGAAUUUCGUAGUCAAGUGUCACCUGGAAGUAGCUGUUCAAACAACGAGUUGUGUGGUGGUGGUUCAUUCUGUGCUCUCCCGAUGAAAGUAUGCCUUUGUCCUGAUGAUACGAUAGAUUUGCAAGGUCAAUGUCAACAACGUAAGAUGAACUUUUCCACUACAGGCUACUUGGGUACAAAAUGCCAAAAUACAGAGCAAUGCUUAAGUGGUUUGAAAUGCACCAAUGGCACAUGCAAAUGUCAGCACCCAUUUGUUCAAGAAAAUAACCGCUGUGUAGUGAAAAGAAUAACUGUCGAAGUUGGUCCUGGUGAAAUGUGUAACAAUGGGCAGGUGUGCACUCGUGGUUCAAUCUGCCAUCCAGGCAUUCCUAUAUGUGUUUGUCCAGAAAAUUUCAUUCUUCAAGAACAUUCUUGUCUUCCAGUAGCUUCAGUAAAGAACAUCAUUAUCUAUUUUGCAGGCACAAAUAAUCAAGUUAUAAAUUAUCGAAUGCUAUCAGAAGGUCAGUUAAGUAGGAACUUAACAACAAAAACACAAAAAUUCCCCGUCACGUCUGGAUUACUUAUAAAAUUAGAUAGGCUGCAGCAAGCUACUGUUGGGGUACCGUGUCAAGCUAAUACUGAUUGUGUUGUUGGAGCAUACUGUAGAGGUGACAGUAGUCCACCUACCUGCCAGUGUUUAUCUACUCAUGUCAACAUCAAUGGUUUUUGUAAAAAAGUGAUUUAUCCAGGUCGGAAUGGUUGUCAGUAUGAUGAACAGUGCUCAGUUGCGUAUCCUCAGGCUAAAUGUUCUUCAGGUCAAUGCAUAUGUCCGCAUGGUCUAAUUUCUGAAGAACAAACUUGCAAACCAGUUUGCUUACUUUUGCUCAUUUAUAAAAUAAACUUUCGAGAAAAAACUAAUCCGCAUGGAGUUAUUGCGUGUGAUUGUAAUAUUUUUCAGAAUCGAAUAAAAGUUUCAGAUUAUCAUGUAGAAAUUACAAUUUGCCGUAGCAAUGAGCAUUGUACUGCGUGGACUAAGUGUAAACGUGGUGUUUGUCGAUGCAAGAGUAAUGAGACAAAUACUGGUUACACGUGUAAAGCUGUAAAUCAUGUGGCAUAUCCGGGUCAAAAAUGUGAUACUUCUCGAGAGUGUGUGGGUGAAUCGCUAUGUUUGCAAGGAAUUUGCAUAUGCACUGGGGGAUUAAUUAGUAUGGGUUUAGAAUGUGGUAUUUUACAAAAAGAAAUGGUGGCAUAUCAUAAAAAUUUCGCUAAAAUAACUGAAAGCUGUCAAAGAGGAGAAAUUUGUAUCGGAAAUUCCAAAUGUAUUGCUGGGUACUGUGCCUGUACGGCUAAUGAGUUUAUCGAUGAAAAUGGACAAUGCAAAAGUUUGUAUACAUCAGAUGGAAUUGCUGCUUCAUGGAAACAACGAUUAUCAGAAAACUUAGAAGUAUCAGCAAAAACAAAGUCUGACAAUGCAAUAGUAGAUUCAACUGUUCAAGCGAUACCAUAUACAAAACCAAAGUCUGGUCUGCCGGGUCAAGGCUGCACUUUAAGUGGAUUCUGUGUACAAGGAGCCUUCUGUAGCGAUAAUAUGCUUUGCGUGUGUAGUUCAGGAUAUACUUCAAUAUAUGGAUUUUGUAUGCCAAUAAUGCAGGAAGAGGCUUCUGCUUCUGUUGGAGGAUUCUGCUUACAUAAUACUGACUGUCCUAUUAGUACUUACUGUCAAAAUUCUCUGUGCAAAUGUGCUGAUGGAUUUGUUGAACAAUCAGGAGAGUGUUAUAAGGUAUCACAAGUUAAUGAAGACUGUUCGACUGAUCCACUUUGUAAUCCUACUUUCCGUUGUGAGUCUAAAACAAGCUCUUGCUUUUGUGCACCUGGUGAAUUAUUGUUUCAAGGCACAUGUAUUCCACAUCAAUUGCAGCCAUCACACUAUUCUCUUAACUGUAACAGAAAUCAAAAAUGUCAUCACUCUGGAUACUGUAGUGGUGGUUACUGUGUAUGCAUUGAUGGCAGUAUUACUAAAUCUAUUGACUGCAUACCUCAAAAUGAAAUCAUACCAUUACCUAAUGGAAAGCAGUCCCUUAAUAAACGAUUUUCAAAACAAGGAACAUUAGUAUUCGGAAAUAAAAUUUUGACGAAUAAUGUCAAGAAAAAAGGAGACUUACAGACUCUUAUGAAUACAAUUGCGUCAAAUGCAAAUAUUACCGUAUCAAAACCAAUUUCCAAUUUAUCGUCAGCAACAUUGUGCAAUCAAAAAUGCCCUCAAAAUUCAGAUUGUCAUGGAAAAAUUUGCAUAUGCAAAGUAGGUUUCAUAGCUGUGAAUAAAACAUGCAGAGCUUUCCGUGCACCAUAUGCGCGUUGUUCAGAAAUGGAAGAUAUUUGCGCUUACAAUGCAUAUUGUAUUGACGGAUUAUGUCAAUGUAGGUCAAAUACAGUAUUAAGCAAUGGAAAAUGUAAGCCUAAAAAGUAUUUUGCACAAUUUGGACAAUCUUGUAGUCAUAAUAUUGAGGCAGUAAAUUAUUUACAACAUUUGCGACUUCCAUUGCGAAUUUGUGACAAUAAAAUGGAAUGUAUUAAUGGGUGGUGUGAAUGCAAAUAUGGAAUGUUUUUUGAAAAAAAUACAAAAAAAUGUACUGAGAGUUCUCAGCGAUCAGAAAAAAUGAUAAAAAGGCAGGUAAGCAAAACUGCAUCAAAUUAUUUUAUCGCAACAACAAAUACCUACAAAAAGCAUACCAGUGGAAAGAUGAUGACAAUUUGCAAGAAUGAAGCAAAUUGUUCAGAUCAAGAAAACAAUGCAUUGCUUAAUCGGAAUUUUAAAUUUGUAGGUACAGAACUCCUUGAAAUUCCACCAGGUGGAAAUUGCUUAAAUAGUAAAGUUUGUAGCGGUGGUUCCAUCUGUAAAGAUGGCUGGUGUAUCUGUCCAGAAGCUUCAAUGACAAUCAUUGAUGGUAUUUGCAUAAAGUUGACACCUACAUUAACUUUCAAAGCAGACGUUAGUUUGAUUAUUUUUAAAUUAAAUUUGAUUUAA